AUGUCGGGAGGUGGAAUCUCAGUUGAUCCAGGUAAGAUUGAAGUAGUGGUUGACUGGGUGAAACCAAAGAGCGUGCAGGAUGUUCAGAGUUUCCUUGAACUAGCUAAGUACUACCGGCGGAUCGUGGAGGGAUUCUCUAAGUUAUCUGGAACUCUGACAUGGUUGACAAGGAAAUAUGUGAGAUUUGGUUGGAUCGAAGACUUGGUGAUUAAGCCAACAUUAUUAGAGAGGAAUAAAGCUGCACAGGCUAAUGAUAAAGAGUUAGUUGAGGUUGUAGAGAAGGUGCAGCAGGGGUUGGCUGUGGAUUUUAACAUCUCUGAGGGAGGUGUAUUUAGGUUUGGAACUAGACUGUGUGUUCCAAAUGAUGAGGUGAUAAGGAGGACAAUCUUGGAAGAGGCACAUCGUUCCUUGUAUACGGUAAAGGCUGAACAGUAG
This is a messenger RNA of Malania oleifera, 435 nucleotides long. RefSeq lists its product as uncharacterized. The transcript has 3 exons. NCBI's taxonomy places the organism in Eukaryota, Viridiplantae, Streptophyta, Magnoliopsida, Santalales, Ximeniaceae. The record is from RefSeq and is a predicted model, not a curated record. Bases 1 to 435 code for a protein of 144 amino acids.